AGGGGCUGCUGCAAAACACACUGAUAGAAUGAAUGCAAAGAGCCAAAAGAACACUUCCUGUUGAUGCAAAAAUUGCAGCAGCAACUGUCUGACACAUCUGGACUGGAGAGGGGGGGAGGCCUGGCUGUUAGCGAACUACUGAGGGGAAUGGACAACGUUUAAUGCUCAUCUGCAAAACGGGCCUUUGUUGCACUUGCCGUGGCGUUUGUGAUUGAGAGCGGUCCGUCUUCUCUGGGCGGGGGCUGGGCUCUGCCCGCGGUGAAGCACCAUACAUGACAGCAAACCUCACACUGAGCUGAAAUGAAACGAGUCCACAUAAAUGAGGCAGCCGACAAACUGGAGAAACAUAUCCAAGAGAUGGACGACGGCAGUUACAUCGAGUUCGAUGUGCCGGAGUUCAGUAACACGGUUCUGGACCAGCUCAAUCAGCUGCGGCUGCAGGGGAAGCUGUGUGACAUCAUCGUUCACAUCCAGGGCCAGCCGUUUCGAGCCCACAAGGCCGUGCUGGCAGCGAGUUCACCCUAUUUCCGGGAUCACUCGGCACUCAGCACCAUGAGUGGCCUUUCCAUCUCGGUCAUCAAAAGCCCUGAGGUGUUUGAGCAGCUUCUUGCAUUCUGCUAUACGGGUCACAUGUCCUUGCAGCUCAAGGACAUUAUCAGUUUCCUCACUGCGGCCAGCUUUUUGCAGAUGCAAGCCAUCAUUGACAAGUGUACCCAAAUCUUGGAGAGCAUCCACUCCAAGAUUAGCAUCCCAGUCAGUGUCUGCAGCCCAGAGAAAGAUGACUCCCAGACCAGCGGCAACGGAGUUAACGACAGCAACCUCUUUGUAAACCCUACCCAGAUCUCCCCCCCUUACUACUCCCGGCAGAGUCAGGCAGGACAUGAGGUGCGCUUUGAGCUGCCAGGAAAAACCCACGGCCGAGGCCGACAGCAACAAGAGGAAGGCCAGUCGGACCGAGGCAGCAGUGAUAGUGUGUCAGAGCAUGAUGCUCCCAUGGAAGGAGAAAUGGAGCAAGUGGAACUGAUCGGCAAAGAUGGGCAGGUAACCGACGUGCACGUGAAGAUUGAGAAGACCGAGAGGCCCACUUACUCAGAUAGUUCCUCAGCCGGUGAUGAUGGGUACCACACAGAGUUGGUAGACGGAGAGCAGGUACUGGCUGUAAGUGUGGGAUCUUAUGGUCCAGUCAUCCAGUCUGCUGCCUAUUCCUACUCAGGGCUGUCCACCCCCUGCUUCGUCAAUCUCAGCAACUCCAGUCCCUCCCGCUCCAUUCUCAGUGGCUACAGAGGUGGGCGAGCCCGAGCGAAGCGUCCCCUGGGCAUCCCAGCAGGAAUGCUGAGUCAUAUCAAACCAGGCUCGGAUGACAGCGAAUCAGUCGUGGGACCCACAGGCCUGGAGAAUGAUGUUCGAGAGCGCAGCCUGCGGAGCCAGUGGUACCCCUACAACGAGAGACUUAUCUGCAUCUACUGUGGUAAGACCUUCAAUCAGAAAGGGAGCCUGGAUCGCCACAUGCGCCUGCACAUGGGAAUCACCCCCUUCGUUUGUAAAUUCUGCGGCAAGAAGUACACAAGGAAAGACCAGCUGGAGUACCACAUCCGUGGCCACACGGACAACAAGCCCUUCCACUGUCAGAUCUGUGGCAAAUGCUUCCCGUUUCAGGGCACCCUUAACCAGCACCUGAGAAAGAAGCACAUGGGAGCGUCAGAGGGCAGUAAUCAUAUAGACUCUCCAGAGACCACAGAGGGAAGCUCAGGUCAGAAGGACCAGGAGGAGACGCCUGAGGGGAUCGCCUUUGAGGCACAAUAUGCAGAGGAGGCACCGGCCAAUGAGGAGGAGAGUUCAAAAUGCAGUCCAGAGGAGGCUCAAGCCUCAAGAUGUGAUUUUUAGGUCCUGCUUCAGGUUAAGGAAGCUUUAAGAAAUGUUUAUCUUAACUCAACUUAAAGGACUUUUUUCUUUUUGAAUCAGCUCCCUCUACUAUAGACAUUUCUUGCGUCAAGGGGUUUCUGUCCGUUUGUGAAAGUUAGAUGUUGAAUGCAGAGAGGAAAUGGGUGCUUUAUAGAAAUUUGAUUCUUUCAAGCAAAGGGAGUAACAACUUACUAUUUUUGAGGAGGUCCCAAUAAUCAAGACCCCUUAAUUGAUUUAUCUUUUUAUCUUUCCAUGUUUUUUAAAACAUAUUUACAGAGUUAUAUAGGCAUGUUGCAAUAAUUGAUAAUGUGAAAGCUCUGGUAAGAUGCUUGUCAUAUCACCUUUUUACCUGACCUGUUUUUGCACAUGUGGCCACAGGAGGUCACUUACUCACAAGGAAUGAUUUUUCUGCCAGUGCAAAGCUUCGUGUGACAUAUCCGUUCAAUACCUCAUGAUACAACUACAUACUCAUAACAGACAGUAUUUUAACUUAAUGAACUCACCAGGUUCUACCUCAUAGCCAAGAACCUACCAGGCACAGACGUGUUCACCGUUUGAAAUCCGUUUAUAGGUUGUAUGUACAGUAUCUUUAUUGCCAAACCCUGUACAGAAUACCCUCUCAACACAAAGCCUUGAUACUUAUGUGAAAUAUUCCUUGCUGAUUGUAUGGAUGCGGGACACAGUCCUUGUCAAAUGUUUCUCGGUCAGCCAGGUUUAAAUGAUGUUUAAGAAGGUGCUAUGUUAGCAGUACAGUACAUUUGCUAGCUUUGUUAUUUGUUUCUGCAGACAGAAAGACAAAUGGCCCUGCAUAUUGUCAACAUAUGAGUUUGCUGUCUUAUAACGUUUGAUCUUCAAAACACUUAAGAAUUUUAUCUCUCAUCACUACUGCAGAUCUCACCCGGCCGUGGUUUCAGACGCUGUCACCCAUGUAACGGGUGAAAUACGUCCACACAGUGAAGUCAUUUCUAUUUCUCUAUACUCUGCAGACUUUCACUGAAUUAUUGUAUUCGUAAAUUGUUUUGUCCUGAGACAGGCUUCUAGGUUAAUACUCAGCAUCCGACAGAGGCAGGAGUUGUCAUUGUCAGCUCAGCACAGUAGGAACAGCUCCGGAUCUGUUCCCAUAAAUCAACAUAGUAUACUCUUCUGAAUUAUAUGCAAACAGAAUGAACAAAGGAAUCUCAGCCAUUUUGUCAUGGUUAUUUAUUCCAUUAUUUCAAAGAGCUCUUGCUUUGCUUCCUUCUUCUUUUUUUUUUGCUUCUGUCCCACCUUUCUACGAUGGGACGAUUGAUCUGUGAUCGUUUUCCUCUGCAGUGGUUGGGGUCAGACGCAGACUUGCAACAUGUUUUCCUCAUUUGUCAAUCCUCCUUUAUGGUGUUGACAUUGGGGUGGCACAGCUAGAUUAAGGCUAAGAGUUAAUGUUAGAAGUAGCUGGUGAUCCAAAGUAUGAUGCACUUUGCAGAGUUGGGGGGAGGGACGGGGGUUGUGCCAUUGAGAAAAUGUGCUCAUUUCUGUCUUAAUUGUGAUGUGGCAGGGUAGGACAGCUAGAUGGACAGCAGUGCUUCUGCCUAUAAGUAAAUGUAUAAUAAUCUUUAAAGAGACUCUGCUAUCUCAUGAAUACUAGCGUCAUGCAUAUGGCUGCAUAUUAUAUCCAGUUUGAAACACGGGAUCAGGGAUCGGGGUGUUGUUGAUAUAUACAGACUUGGGUUUUAUUUCCAUUCUGAUUUAGGGUAAUCUGUAUUUUACAGUUAAUGCAUUAACGGCACUUAAAGGCCUGAUUGAUUAUCCUGUUAUAUUUAGGACAUUUAAAGCUCAGCUGGUUGGUCACUUUUGUGCUGUCAUGCUUUUCCUUUUUUUUUUUUUUUACCAUCCAGCUGUUAAACACCUUUUUUGAAGUGCACCUGCUAUAUGCUUUUAUUUUGUCCAAUCCAGUCCAUGCUGAAUUUGUGUCAAUGAAUUGGGUUUGAUUCUUUUUUUUCUUCACAGUUUACAUAUAAUUUUCUACUCUGUGUGUGUGUGUGUGUGUGUGUGUGCAGUCGGUGGGAGAAUAUUGUGUUUUGUUUCUCAUGUCUGACGUCAAGCGUGCAGUCCGUUUUUUAUUCCAGUGAAUGUGCGGUCAUUGUCUUCACUCGUUCACAGUUAAGAUAGCGAACCAAAAUGUAGGGAAUUUGGCAAAGGUCGGUAUAGCUAGCUUUUUCAUUAUCUUUGUGCGCCAGGGUUCAUCACAAAUACUUUUGUUUAUCACACCCACAGUCUGUCAUCUUGGACAGUCCUUUUUAGAUGAAUGUGGAGUGUUUUUCUGUCGGCCGCUGAUGUGCAGGUUUGACAGCUGAUAGGACCUCACCAAAAUCAGUCGCUGACUCGUUUGAAUCUGCCUAUGCCGAUUACACCUCAACCAGAAAGAAAUUAGGAAAUGUUCAAACAUCUUUGUCAGUAACGCUUUGUGAGUUAAAGGUACAAAAUGCUAAAAUAAUUUUGUGCCAUAAGUUCACACCAAAGACUAAAGGGGGAUUUUUAACUUUUGACUAUCACAUGAUUGAAUGCUCAUUUAAAGAAGAAUACGUUUUUAGUUUAACGUAGGACUAGUCCAUUGCUAUUUGCAAGGAAUGCACAUUUCCCAGCUUAUAACAAUCACUUGUGUACAAUUUGAACAAUUUGCUAAGAAGACAUUAAGCAGCGAAGUCAUAAAAAACACAAUAUAUUAAGCCAUACAGAAGCUGACGAUAUAAAAGUUGUGCAAUAGGUAUUGUAAUUGUUCAAAGCCAAUGUAAACAAAAGAGAGACUUCACACAUAGUGGCAUCUUUAACUUAGUGCCUUGCCACAAGCUUUACUUUUAAGAUACUGGCACUUCCUGUGCCUCUUUCAUUUUCUAACGGAUUGAAUAGAGCGAUUAUAGAGCACGGCCACAGCGUUAAUUUAAAGUGGUAUCAAGAAUGAAUACAAAGGAAUUCAUUUCAUCUUUGUCCUGUUGUUUUCCAGCUCAAGUCCUGUGCCCUGAUCUUGAUCUUUAUUUUAUAGUUUUUGCAAUCAUGGAACGGAUUUAAAUUUUAAUCUGAUUUUGUAGCAAUUAAUUACAAUCAAAUGAGGCGGUCUUGUUCCCUGCGAGCCAUGUCCCAUGUUCGGAGGCUUUACUGUAUCCCUCCUCUCUAACCACUCUGGACAAUCUUAACAAUGUACUGUAUUUUGGCAUUUCAAUGCAGGAAGGAGAUGCAUGACAAACACUUGUCUACUUCCGCUCUGUUCACUCGGAGCAUCUGGCAGGGGAACAGCUGCUUGGCUAUUUAGCCGAUUAUAAACUUAAUAUUUGUGGAGAAAAAAAAAAGCUUACCCUUAUAUAUUGUAGCUGAAUUGCACGUUGCUCAAUCACAAAAUUGUAUGAAAUUGCCAAUGGAUCAUUUUUUUUACUUGUAUUUGUGUCAUCAAUUGUGCACUUACAGUUUUUUUUUUAUAGUAAAUACCAAUUCCAUCCGGGAAGUCUAGUUUAUCUCUGUAGUUUCCCUUAAGGGACUGAGCUAAAAUGCCCUCAAUCACUUUGGAAGGGACCUUUCCCCCUUAAAUGGUGCUUUACAAGAGUCAGAUUUGUUCCUGUUUUUUUUUUUUGUCCAUAUAAUCAUCAUAGGUGAAGGAGGGCAAAUUGUUUUAUUGCUUUUCAUGAACUCUAGUUACUAAAUGUGAUACACACUUAUAAACCAACUUAACUUGACACUCAAAUCAACUCCAAACCUCGGAGAGGAGCAGGAGACGCAUUAUGGGCCACAAGUAAUCAAAUGGAGGUGUUUACAGGGAAGGCUGUCAGACUACUUUUUGAAAUUGCAGCUCGUCCUAUUCUUUUUAUAAUAAACUCACUUCAGGUAGUUUACAAACACUGAUAUAGGCUUAGAAAAAAAUCUUAAGUCUUCCAUAGCUUUUCUGUCAGUUUCUGUCCACUGUGUAUUUUAAGAAAAAGCAAUAACCUUUUUAAAAGCGGUGUAUCGGGAUCAUCAAGCCUAUUGAAAUAUUGACCUGUCGUAUAUCAAACAGACUUAAUGUCAGGGAGCUAGUGAAUUGAAGUAAGACCAGGGCAAUUUGAUAUUGAUGGAUCUUUUUAUAUAUAUUUUCUGAAACUUGGACAGGUUGACUUUCCUCUUCAGAAGAAAUAUAUUUAAAUGAAAAAGCGAUGUUGCUUGCUGGUGUUAUAAAUGCUCAUCAAAAGCCAGUGGUAGACAGUAAACUGCAACACAAGAAAGGAGUGCUUGGUUCUCAAACUCAGUGGAACUGUUCAGAGUUGCACCUCCAGCUGUGUCAAAUAUUGAAAGGGAUUUUGGGCUAUAAAGCCACUGUUAGGGAGCGGGCUGUCUGUUAUCAUGGGGAGGUUCAGUGGUCUCCUUCAGCUCCUCGGGCGCUGAGACUGCAGCUGUGGUUGUUUAGGACAAGGGGGGAGAUUUCAAGUCAAUAUAUUGUUCCUUCUCCCUUUACAACUCCCUAAACUCUACACUGCACUGUCUCUGGCUCAUAUGUAUUUGGUGACAAGGCAAAAAAAAAUCUUAGAACUCAGGGUAUAUAAUGUUAAAAGUGGUCUAAUUGGACAUAUGUGUGUCCAUAGUAUAAUUGUGCACUUCUCUUCAGGUGGGGAAACAAGUCCUCAGUCAGUGGUUCCCAAACAUUCUGCCUCAACGAGCCCAUAUUUUCCACAGAGCUGAAGCUCGGGGAGCGCUGGAGACCACGUACCGAACCAUUAUUGCAGACAUGCCCUAACUCCUGUUUUGUCCACUCUACACACAACCUCACAACCCAACUGUGAACCUCAUAACUCUACUGUUUUGUACAACUAUGAAGUAAAUGAAGCUAGCUAGAGCUGAUGUAUCUAUUGCCAUUUAUGAAUUUUAUUUUAUAGCAUGAAAUAAAAUAUAUUUAUUCAAAUUAUAUAUUUUACUCAUAAUCAUUCUGUGCUGCUUUGUUUUGGUUCUUAAGCUUGUAAAUUGCUUUUUUAUUAUAUAAAAUAUGUCAAUAGAAUAAUGCGUUUGUAAAAUAAAGACGCUCAUUUGGCUCUGAUUUGUCUUCUGUGUCUCCUGAAGUUGAUUUAUUCACUUGUCUAUGUGCAUGCGAACUAAAAUGACCCAAAACAAGCAACUUGUAAUCUCUAAGCCUCCUUAAGUAGUCUUGUUUACAAUGUGUACAACAAGGCAUCCAGUAUAUGUUCAAAAUGUGUUGCUGGCAUGAAUGGAAUCCACAUGCUGCUGCAGUAAAACUAUAUCUGAAGGCCAUCUGGAGGAAUAUCUGGUGUAUGUGUAACUUUAGCCCUCCAGAGGGAGCUAUUGAUCAACAAAUACACAUCAAGCCGUUGUUUCUUUUGAGCCACGAAGUACGGUUUAAUGAACACAAGAUAAAUAUCUAAAAAAUGAUUGGCCUGUGAUUUUAACACUUCUGUUCAAUGUCUUUACUAAAAUGUUAUUUAUACAAGCUGUCUUGAUUAAACGUUUGGCCACUUUUUUUAACAUUAA
Messenger RNA from Eleginops maclovinus (Patagonian blennie), 7380 nucleotides. It is a transcript of the gene zbtb34, whose product is annotated as zinc finger and BTB domain containing 34. Lineage: Eukaryota; Metazoa; Chordata; Actinopteri; Perciformes; Eleginopidae. Gene Ontology annotation, biological process: regulation of transcription by RNA polymerase II. The transcript has 3 exons. Bases 301 to 1884 code for a protein of 527 amino acids. The record is from RefSeq and is a predicted model, not a curated record. Gene Ontology annotation, molecular function: protein binding; RNA polymerase II cis-regulatory region sequence-specific DNA binding; DNA-binding transcription factor activity, RNA polymerase II-specific.